Culex pipiens pallens (northern house mosquito) is the source of this 1747-nucleotide messenger RNA. RefSeq lists its product as uncharacterized. Lineage: Eukaryota; Metazoa; Arthropoda; Insecta; Diptera; Culicidae. Bases 137 to 976 code for a protein of 279 amino acids. The record is from RefSeq and is a predicted model, not a curated record. The transcript is spliced from 2 exons.
UAAAAACACAGACAAACAGACGUAAAUCUCUUUUUAAUUCCAUCAAUCAGGAAUAUAACGGCUGAUUUGAAUUUAAACUUAGUUCUCGGAUUAUCCACCAGAAUAGGAUGGCGCUGCAAUCAAGGCACACUUUCAAAUGACGUUUAAGCUAGCGCGCCAAAAGUUUCAGCUAGCGCGCCAAAAGUUUUGUUUUUUUUUCUGCUGCUACUUGAGUGUGAGGAUGGACCAGUUUGGAGAAGAUUGGUCGGUGGAAUUUUUGGAUCCGGACCCGCCUCCGGGUGUGGAUUCCGCUGAAUGGUCUGUUGAGCAUUUAGAUAAUCCUCAAUCCUUCCCGGCCGAACCGUUAGAAGAAGAGACGCCGGAUUGGUUUGAAAGUUUUAUCACAAAACACGAGCUACAGGAUGAAGAUAUGCCGGAUGCGAACUGCGGAAGUCUACUGCUAGACCGACACGAGCCACUGGACGAAGAAAUGCCGGAAGCUACGAGUAACGAUUCCGGUGUUCUGAACAUCGGAAGAUUCUUAGGCAAUUCCAACAACGAGACGCCGUCCCAUUCAGCUGAUUUUGUUAUUUCAUCCGUCGGCGUUGAUGGUGUACCCCAACUUGACCAGGUGAAUGGGUUAGGCAAUGCAGUGUCCACCGGAAUCGCCUCGCCAACCUCGAGCACGCAAGAGACCGCGAGAAUCUUGACUCCGUCGUGGUUCUCAAAUCCGGCCUUCGUGAAUGACGCGGUGUCCAGCGAUGGCAGUUGCGCGACCCGGCCGACUUCGAGGACGCAAGAGACCGCGAGAAUCUUUACUCCGUCGUGGUCCUCAAAUCCGGCCGUCAUGAAUGACGCUGUGUCCAGCGAUGGCGAUUGCGCUUACCACGAUUUCAGCAACUCGGUAUUGACAACCCGGCCGACCUCGAGAAUGUUGACUCCGUCGUGGCCCUCAAAUCCGUCCCUCAUGGAUGAACCGGUGUCCAGCGAUGUAUAAUUUUAUUUAACUAUGCAAAGAAAACUAUUUAAAACCAAUGCAGUCUAACCAACUGGCAUAAAUAAAUGUAUUUCUAGUUAUUCGAAUGCUAAGCCGUUCAUAUUAUCAAUAAUCGGAUUAGCGAAUUGUCUCUGUACAUAAAUGAUUUUUCACGUUCAACGCCGAAUCGCCGAUGUUGGUCUCCAGGAAAGCUGGAUGGCAGAAACUGGCCACUGGUAAGGUUGAAGAUGUAGGUAUAGACCGUCGACAACAAGGUCAACCUGGUCUCAUACGAUUAUUUGGUUGCUUGCAAGUGGACUAAAUUGCUUGCCGAGAAGGUAGCUUAACCUCACGCCAAGAAAUUUAUUAUUUAAACUCAUGGCCAAUUUGUGGGCAUUGUUCACAAACAGCGCAGUAAUACCCAAACCACCCUCAAACUGGUGCAUCUUUCCAUCAACCUCUGCAGCCUACACGAAUGUUUCCUCGGCAAGAUUUACCUAGUGCAUGGCCGCAAUCGGACGCGGACGUGGACCGUCUGCGUGAGUUAAGAAUUUGAACUUCUUGCAUUCUUCUCACAUGUUGGUAAACAAAUGUAAAUGUUAGUAAACAAAUCUCCCUCCUCUCACUACAACAAGAGUGACCGCGUUCACUCACACACUAACCAAUUCUCAUAUACAGUGAUGCUUAAUGCUAGUAUUGGCCACCAGAUCGAGCUACUAGCUAACCUUUUUCCAUUUUUUUGUGAUUGAUGGAUUUUCGUUAAAUUUGUUCAAUGAUUUACGUCUGUUUGUC